UUGGCUAUCCAUAUAUUAACAAGUUCUUAUAGCCUACAGUGAAUUCACUGUCAUGGUUUAUCCAUGUUCCAUUUGGCAUUGAGUGUCAUAUUCUUUUAAGCGAAAGGCUACAGUUCAUGAAAUAAUAGAACUACAUCAUUAACAACUACUUCAAAGUUUGAUUUUAGUAGUAAUGGGUAGCCUAUUCCUGGAGCAAAUAAAAAAACAGACAACAACUUUCCUACAAGAAAAGUACAAAUCUGCUAGGAUGACAUUUACUGAUGUUACUGAAGCUGAAUUGCUCGCAGAGGAAGCAACAAAUAAGGAUGAUUGCAGUCCUGAUGCCAAAACUAUGACCAGAAUUGCAGAGGCAUCAUUUGACAUAGAUGAGUAUUGGAGAAUUGUUGAUAUUCUUCAUCAUAGGUUGUAUAACGUGGAUUGGGAGCAAUGGAGACAAGCAUACAAAACAAUGGUUCUUCUGGAAUUCUUGCUCACCCAUGGCCCUCAAGAGUUUGCUCUAGAAUUUCAAUGUGAUAUAGAAAUUAUUGAAGAACUAGGAGGGUUCACUCAUAUUGAUGAAAAAGGGUUCAAUUGGGGAUCCAGAAUGCAAAAACUAUCAGACGAAAUAGUGAAGCUUUUACAGAAUGCAGAAGCUCUUACAGAAGCACGUUUGAAGGCUCUGAAAAUAACAAACGGAAUACAAGGGUUUGGAUGUGCAGUGAAGUGUCCAUCUCCAACAUCGCCAUCAUCCUCAGGAUCUUCAUCAUUUUACUCAUUUUCCACCACAAGCACCCCUGAUAACCUACCUCCAAGGGACUUGAAGCAUGUGACCAAAAACCACCUUUGGAAAGGAUUUGCAGGUGAGGAGAAAAACAUUUUGAUCGAUUCUACGGAAGAUGAAUAUGUGGCAAAACCAAAAGGGUUUGUCGGUGAAAUGUACGAAAAGAUCUCUGCUGUUAGUCCCUUAAACGGAGAAAAACGUGGAAAAGUUGAUUUUAGAUGCCUAUCAGAUGUUGGGAAAAAGGUCAGUGAAAAGAAAUUUGAUCGUCAAUACUCGUUUUGGUUUUGAAGGAACACAAUAUUGUAAUGGUAGCACAAAAAGCAUGCCACAUGAAUCACACUUACUAACAGCUCCCAUCUUCAAAUUCCUGUUUUA
Messenger RNA from Vigna unguiculata (cowpea), 1135 nucleotides. RefSeq names its product ENTH/VHS family protein. Gene Ontology annotation, biological process: endocytosis. The record is from RefSeq and is a predicted model, not a curated record. Gene Ontology annotation, molecular function: phospholipid binding; clathrin binding. Gene Ontology annotation, cellular component: endosome; plasma membrane; clathrin vesicle coat. NCBI's taxonomy places the organism in Eukaryota, Viridiplantae, Streptophyta, Magnoliopsida, Fabales, Fabaceae.